AAAAAUUACACAAACGGGUUGUAAUUCACCUGAUUGAACAGCGAACAUCACGACCGCAAUUGUCUAUCUGACGUUGGAUUUAGUUGUGCGGUCUUUUAGAAAAACAAUGUUUUAAACAGCACAUGGCUGAAGAUCAGAAUCAGAUGCCACAGAGGAAGUGCGGUGACUAUAAGCGCAGCUGAGAAGAGUAAUACUGAAGUGUAAUGCUUGAAUGUGCUCGAUGUGUCUCUGAUACUGCGGGUGGAAAGUUGCGUGUCAAGGACCAGCGAAUGUAACGUUACAGCGAAGAAUAUGGUUUUGUUUUUAUAUCAGCCGUGAUUCAAUGCUUUUCCUCUUCCUGGUAAGAUUAGCGGAAGUAUAGUAACGGUGUUUUUUCUCUCUCUUCAUCUGCAGCGGCAGCCGGUUUUGUGACAGUCAGCGAUCCGCUUCCCGGUGUGUUUCACUAACACACAAACAAACAUUCUGAACAAAUUCUCAGCAGCGUUGGACUGAUUAUUAUUAUUUUUUUCAUUUUUUUUACGGAGCUGGUAAAUCAGUGAGAGACUGCUUUUUAAAGAUGACGGGUAAAUCAGUCAAAGAUAUUGACCGCUAUCAGGCUGUUCUCACAUCUCUUCUGGCGUUAGAGGAAAACAAGUUUUGCGCUGAUUGUCACGCCAAAGGUCCCAGAUGGGCAUCCUGGAAUCUUGGAAUCUUCAUUUGUAUCCGCUGUGCGGGAAUUCAUCGCAAUCUUGGCGUGCACAUAUCACGAGUUAAAUCCAUAAACCUGGACCAGUGGACUCAUGAGCAGAUACAGUCUGUUCAGGAGAUGGGGAAUGCCAAAGCUCGGCGACUAUAUGAGGCCUUUUUACCAGAGUGCUUCCAGCGCCCAGAGACAGACCAAGCUGCUGAGAUUUUUAUCCGUGACAAAUAUGAUAAGAAGAAAUAUAUGGAUAAAUGCAUUAACAUCCAGUCUUUCAGGAAAGAAAAGAGUGAGACAGUAACAAAAGAUGCCCCUGUUGUUUUUGAAAAGAUGAAGCUGAAAAAAGACGAGUCACAACAAUUCAAAAACAGUCCAAAACAGUCACAGUCUGUUAAUGACUUACUAGGACUAGAUGCCCCUGCUCCUCAAGCUCCAGUUUCCAAUGGCAAACCAAGCACUGAACUCAGUCCUGCCCUCGACCUCUUCAGCUCUCUGCCUGCCACCGUCAGCAGCUCCAACUCCUCCAGGAGCACGCCUAGCUCAGGGUCUAUGCCCACUGGACGGGUAGCAGCAUCAAUGCCCGAAAACCUCAGCCUUUUCCUGGAUCCCCCCUCCAAAAGUGAGGACAGUGGAAAAAAGCUGUCCAAGGACACAAUCUUGUCACUGUAUGGCAGUACCGCACCACAAACAAAUAUGGCUGCUCCUGCUGGCAUGUAUAUGGGAGCAACCCAGAUGGGCUAUGUACCUGCUGCAGGGUACGGCCAAUACCAGGCCCUGGGUGCCCAGCAGGGCAUGAUGGGGCCUAUGAUGGCACCACAGAUGAACAUACUGGGACAUACUGCUCCUCCGUACAUGGCAGGGGUGCAGGGGGGCGUAAUGGGAAUGCAGAAUGGGAUGAUGGGAAGCAUGGCAGCAGUUCCUCGGCAGGCGUAUGGAGCACAGCAGACCCAACAGCUGCAGUGGAACAUCAGCCAGUUUGUUUGUUCCCUGUGGAACAUGAGGCUGUGACGAUCUUCUUCCUUGAAAGCUUCAGUUUGGUUCUGUAUUGCCAAAAGCAAUUGGUAAAAUGAUUAUCUUUUUGCCUUUCUCUGAGGAAAAAAACAACAAAAUCAUCACACAGGUUUAGCAUAAGAUUAAACAAAAUGAAAGCGUCACCGUUAUUUUCUGUUAAUUGCCUGUAAUAACGGUUUCUUUUGUCUCUCUCACAGAU
Molecule: messenger RNA, 1889 nt
Organism: Carassius carassius (crucian carp)
Lineage: Eukaryota; Metazoa; Chordata; Actinopteri; Cypriniformes; Cyprinidae
Product: stromal membrane-associated protein 2-like
Exons: 10
Coding region: 557-1687 (376 amino acids)
Biological process (GO): regulation of clathrin-dependent endocytosis
Molecular function (GO): GTPase activator activity
Source: RefSeq, a predicted model, not a curated record